AUGCUCUUAACGUAUGUUGAAGUGCCAACAGAGCGACGGGUAAAACGAUGGGGUCUUUCUGUUAAUGAAUUAGUGCGAGAUCCUAUUGGCCGACAAGUACUUGAAACAUUCCUGGAAAGUGAAUUUUCUUCGGAAAAUAUUCGAUUCUGGAUGGCUAUACAAGAUUUGAAAUUUUCAGCUGACAAGCAGGUUGAUGGGAAAUCGCAACAUAUCUAUGAAGAAUUCCUCGCAUCAGGGGCGCCAUGUCAAGUUAAUGUCGAUUCUCGAACAUUAGAGAGCACGUUAAAAUUACUUAAUGAUGAUAAAACUCCUAGAAGGCAUGCUUUCUCACCUGCUGAAGAACAUGUAUUUACGUUAAUGAGCAAAGACUCAUAUCCUCGUUUUGUUCGUUCGCAAAUUUACAAAGGUGUUCUAUCAGCUGCUCAACAACAGGGCUCAAAAAGGCUCGGUUGGAGGAAUUUUGUUUUUAAUGUUGGGAAUCAAAAAAAAACACCAUUAACGACGAAGCAUAAAAUGAGUCGCGACGAUAAUUCACAUAGUUCACUUCCAAAGCAACUCAGUUCAGAUUCUUUACCCAUUAAAACACAAGCUCAACGAUUGGUGGAAGCUUCUUCUAUUGGUGCAACAACAAAUACAUAA
Messenger RNA from Dracunculus medinensis (Guinea worm), 639 nucleotides. The record is from the annotation of a GenBank genome assembly. NCBI's taxonomy places the organism in Eukaryota, Metazoa, Nematoda, Chromadorea, Rhabditida, Dracunculidae.